AUGUUUGAUGUCGAAGAGGUUCUCUCCAAGCUUUCGUUAGGGGAGAAGGUCUCUCUUCUAUCCGGAGAGGACUUUUGGCAUACUAAGCCUUUAGACAACUUUGGUGUUCCUUCGAUUAGAGUGUCCGAUGGGCCAAAUGGUAUCAGGGGAACCAAAUUGUUUGAUGCAAUUCCGGCUUCAUGUAUUCCUUGUGGGACAGGAAUUGGGGCAAUGUUCGAUAAAGAGUUUGUUAGCUCGAUUGGAAAAUUCCUGGCUGCAGAAGCCAAAUUAAAGGGAGUCAAUGUUGUACUGGGUCCAACAGUAAACAUUGCCCGAGGCCCACUAGGCGGGCGAGGGUUUGAGUCCUUUAGCGAAGAUCCGGUUUUGUCUGGCUUAAUUGCUGCCCAGUAUAUCAAGGGCCUGCAAUCUGAGAAUGUCUUUGCAUGUUUAAAACAUUACGUUUGCAAUGACAUGGAACAUGAGAGAAAAGCUUCAAACACUAUCGUCACAGAGAGAGCUUUGAGAGAACAAUAUUUGUUACCAUUUCUAAUUGCCCUGAAAGAGAGUAAUCCUCGUUGUCUCAUGACAUCCUACAACAAAGUUAAUGGAACUCAUGUUUCUGAAUCACCUUUUUUGAUUGGUGAAAUCCUAAGAAAGGAAUGGGGGUUUGAUGGCCUGAUAAUGAGUGAUUGGUUUGGAACCUAUAGCGUUUCUGAGUCUCUAAAUGCUGGGUUGGGACUCACCGGAGCCGACAUGUCUUUCAAUUUUGGUGGAAUUGAUUUGGAGAUGCCCGGCCCCGGUCAAUGGAGAGGAAGUCUUGUAAGCCAUAGUGUCACUUCAAAUAAAGUCAAUGAGACUACGAUAGAUAUGUGCGCCAGAAAUGUUUUAAGACUGGUGAAGGACUGCCAAGAUCAAGGAAUGAGACUAGGAGGUACAGAAGAAUGCGUCGUCAAUGAUACGAAGCUUCAAUCAUUAAGAGAUAUGGCUGCAAAAUCCAUAGUUCUUCUCAAGAAUGAAGAUAAUGUGCUCCCAUUGAACAAGAGGAAGGGUCUUUUGGUAAUCGGACCUAAUGCAAAGUUUGCUGCCUACUGUGGUGGAGGUUCGGCUGCCUUGACAACUUAUCACGCAGUCACACCAUAUGAAGGAUUAAAAGCUCAAUUAGACGACGAAAGUUUAGCCCAUUAUGCUCCCGGGUGCUACUCUCACAAAAUGUUACCGCUCAUGGAUGACAAAAUUAAAACAAAAGAUGGAGAGCCCGGAUUUAUCUUCAAAUUCUAUACUCAACCUCAUGAUGUUGUUGAUAGGGUUCCUUUUGAUACCUUUCAUCUUAGAAAAACUCAUGUUUACUUGUCAGAUUAUAAGCAUGAGGCCAUCAGAAACAAUCCAGUGUUUUAUGGAACAACGGAGGGGUAUUUCACUCCCGAAGAAUCUGGAGUCUAUGACUUUGGUCUUUGUGUUAGGGGAACAGCAAAAUUAUUUAUCGACGACGUUGAGAUGAUUGAUAACGAAUCUCAACAGACACAAGGAACAUCAUUCAUGAACAAUGGUACAGUUGAAGAGAAAGCAUUUAUUGAGUUAACUGCUGGUCGUACUUACAAGAUCUCAUGUACUUUCGGAUCGGGGCCUACCAGCAAAUUGAUUUCAUCUAAGGCUGUGAUCUUUGGUGGAGGAGGAAUUUCGUUCGGUUGUGCUAAACAAAUCGACGAAGAGCAGACAAUCAAUCAAGCCGCUCAACUUGCCGCAAAAGCGGAUCAGGUGGUAGUGGUCAUAGGACUUAGUGAAGAGUGGGAAUGUGAAGGUUUCGAUAGAGCAACCAUGGAUCUUCCUGGAAAGACAGAUCAACUUGUCAGAGAAGUUCUCAAAGCAAACCCCAAUGCUGUCAUUGUAAAUCAAUCGGGUACUCCCGUCACUAUGAGCUGGGCCUCUCAGGCGAAAGCGAUUGUCCAGUCUUGGUAUGGUGGAACAGAGAUGGGAAAUGGUCUAGCAGAUGUUUUGUUUGGAAAUGUGAACCCUAGCGCUAAGUUGCCUCUUUCGUUCCCAGUUAAAAAUGAAGAUAAUCCAGCUUUCCUGAACUUUGAAAAUACUGGUGGAAGGGUCCUUUAUGGGGAGGACAUUUACGUGGGCUACAAGUAUUAUGAGAAAACUAGAAAGAAACCACUUUUUGCCUUUGGUCACGGUCUAUCAUACUCAAAAUUUGAAUUUUCUGAUCCGGAAGUGGAUCUUGAUGAUGAAUUUUUGGUUUGUUCGUGUGAUGUUAGAAAUGUCUCUUCAUUAUCUGGAUCUGAGACAAUUCAAAUUUAUAUUGGACAACUGGACCCAUCACAAAGUCGUCCCGUGAAAGAUUUAAGAGAUUUCACGAAGGUCCAUUUGAACCCUAAUGAAACUAAGAGGGCGGUUUGCAAAAUUAGCCUCAAAGUUGCUACUUCCACUUUUGAUGAGUUGACUAAGCACUUUAAAAUGUCCGAAGGUAAUUACGAGGUUCUAUUUGGUGUCUCUAGUGAUAAAAUAGUUCUUCGUGAGCAGUUUAAAGUACAAAAUACGAUCUACUGGAAAGGUUUUUAUUAG
Ogataea philodendri is the source of this 2544-nucleotide messenger RNA. RefSeq lists its product as uncharacterized. The transcript has a single exon. Lineage: Eukaryota; Fungi; Ascomycota; Pichiomycetes; Pichiales; Pichiaceae. Gene Ontology annotation, molecular function: beta-glucosidase activity. The record is from RefSeq and is a predicted model, not a curated record. Gene Ontology annotation, biological process: glucan catabolic process. Bases 1 to 2544 code for a protein of 847 amino acids.